This is a messenger RNA of Durio zibethinus, 1491 nucleotides long. Its product is annotated as putative disease resistance protein RGA1. The record is from RefSeq and is a predicted model, not a curated record. Gene Ontology annotation, molecular function: ADP binding. Lineage: Eukaryota; Viridiplantae; Streptophyta; Magnoliopsida; Malvales; Malvaceae.
AAAGCAUCAUUAUUCCUUGUGCCAACAUUUGAUGGUUUUUUACAGCUGGCUGCUAAAAUAAAAUAUUUACUGUAAACUCACUUGUUUAGUUUCCCUGAAACAAACUUCAUCAUAAAUACUAUACUCAAUCGUCCUUUACCUUUGAUUGCCUCUUCAGAGUCUAAUUAUGGCGGAAUCAUUUCUGGCCCUUGUUGCAGAACAGCUUUUGGAGAAGAUAGUCUCCCUGGCCGCCAAAGAAAUUCUAUCACUAUGGAAUGUCAGUAGUGAUUUGAGAAGGUUUCAGGAAACCAUGACCUACAUCAAAGCUGUGCUGUUAGAUGCUGAAAAACGGCAGCAGCAGAAUGAGACGUUGCGCCUUAGUUUGGGGAAGCUUAGAAACGUCUUAUAUGAUGCUGAGGAUGUGCUUGAUGAAUUCAGGUGUGAAGCACUGCGAAAGGAGUUGAUAAAUCGUAGAAGCACCAAGGUACGAUUCCCUUCCAUCUCUAUUCCAUUUGCAUUCCCUUUAAGGAUGGAUCAUAAAAUCAAAAAGAUCAAUGAAAGGCUAGAUAUGAUUGCUAGUGAUUUCAAAAGAUUUAAUCUUGGAGCUGUAGAGCAAGUUGAGAACCGGCGCAUUAGUCUCAGGGAUACCCAUUCCUUCGUGAUACCUUCUAACAUGAUUGGUCGAAAUCAAGAUAAAGAAAAUAUCAUAAAUCUUUUAAUCCAGUCAAGCGAGGGUCAAAAUAAUAUUCCCGUUAUCCCUAUAGUUGGAAUAGGAGGUUUGGGGAAAACUACGCUUGCUCAGUUGGUGUUCAAUGAUGAAAGAAUCACUCGGUGUUUUCCAUUGCAAUUAUGGGUGUGUGUAUCAGACUUGUUUGAUGUUUCCAGGUUGCUUUGUGAGAUUAUUUACUACUUAAGUCGUGAAAGGUGUGAUGGUUUACCAGUCAAUGCACUGUUCACUCAUCUGCAAAGUCUUAUAAAGGUAAAAAAUUUUUACUUGUUUUAGAUGACGUGUGGAACGAAAAUCGUGUUAAAUGGUAUGAAUUGAAAGACAUGUCGGUGAAAUUGGAUGAUUUGCAUCAAAGUAAGAUCCUUGUAACCACACGGAGUUCAGAGCCUUCAGAUGUUGAUAUUACGCGAUGCACCAAACUUGGAGGAUCUGCCUCGAUUGCUUCUUGAGGGAUCUGUUGGCUGUUUGCAGUUCACUGAAAUCCAGCAUUGCCGCAACUUUGAGAUGCUACCAGAAUGGCUAAAAAACCUCAAUUCACUUCAAAGACUGGAGAUUCUUAAUUGUCCCAAAUUAUCCUCUCUUCCCGAUGGAGUAGACCGUCUCACUGCACUUAGACAACUGAAGAUCCAAAAAUGUCCUACAUUGUGUGAAAACUGUAAACCGGAAGCUGGCGCAGAUUGGUCCAAGAUAUCACACAUCCGGGAGGUUCAUAUUGAAGACCAAAAGAUUAUCAAGUCACCUUAGAGGUAAAUUAUGAACUGGAUGCUUUGAUGAAAAUAAAGGAG